Molecule: messenger RNA, 3379 nt
Organism: Peromyscus leucopus (white-footed mouse)
Lineage: Eukaryota; Metazoa; Chordata; Mammalia; Rodentia; Cricetidae
Product: ATP-binding cassette sub-family G member 3-like
Exons: 17
Coding region: 420-2384 (654 amino acids)
Cellular component (GO): plasma membrane
Molecular function (GO): ABC-type transporter activity; ATP hydrolysis activity; ATP binding
Source: RefSeq, a predicted model, not a curated record
UCAUCUUGCUGCACUGGUUUGGGCCUGACCCUUGGCUCUGGAAGCCUGCCCUGAGCUGGGGCGCCCCAAUCCCAGGGCCCCACAGGGCCCCUCCCCUAAGGCACCCCUUCCCCAUCCCCCCUGUCCUCACCCCAUGGCGUCCUGGCAGGCUACUUCCUUUCCUCUCUUUGGGAGCCGCCCAGGUCACCGCCCCUGAAGGAGGGCAGCAAAGGUGGCCCGGAAGCAGAGGCUCCAGGACACUGAGGGGCAGAAGCCAAAGCCUCAGGGAGAAGUUGCAGCCCUCCUCCUGUCCUGUGCACAAGCAGACUGGGCCCCUGCAUCUGACCUUGCACAUAUACAUUUCCUGGAAUGAUACAGAGAAGAUUAACAUGGCCCCUGUGUAAGGAUGACACACACAUUGGAAGGAAGAACCUUUGGAGAUGUCUUCCAAUAAUGACCCUGUUGCAAUCCCGAUGAUAGAAAAAAAUCCCAAUGACCUUCCUGGAAUGGACACCAGUGACCCAGACACAUUGACUGGAGAGGCUGUGUUGAGUUUUCAUAACAUCAGCUAUCGAGAGACAGUGCAGAGCAGCUUUCCAUUUUGUAAAAAAACAGAGGAGAAAGAAACACUAUCAAAUAUCAAUGGGAUCAUGAGACCUGGCCUCAAUGCCAUCAUGGGAACUGAUCGGAGCAGAUCUUGGUUAUUGGAUGUCUUAGCUGCAAGGAAAGAUCCACGUGGAUUAUCAGGAGAUAUUUUGAUAAAUGGGAAACCUCGACCUGCUAAUUUCAAAUGUAUUUCUGGUUAUGUACCACGAAAAGAUGUGGUGAUGCGCACAGUGACUGUGAGAGACAAUAUAGAGUUCUCAGCAGCUCUUCGACUUCCAAUGACUGUAACAAAAGAUGAAAGAAGAAGGAGAAUUGAUGAGGUCCUUGAACUUCUGCAUCUGGAUGAAGUGGCAAAUGUCAAGCCUAGAUCUAAGGAGCUCAGGAAAAGGACCAGUAUAGCAAUGGAGCUGGUCAUCGAGCAUCCCAUUCUGUUCUUGGAUGAUCCCACCACUGGCUUAGACUUGAGGACUACAACUGAUGUCAUCUCAGUCCUGAGAAGGAUGUCUAUGAGGGGACGGACAAUCAUCUUCUCCAUUAAUCAGCCCCAGUACUCCAUCUUCAGAACUUUUGAUAGCCUCACCUUAGUGGCCUCAGGAAAAGUCAUGUAUCAUGGCCCUGCACAAGAGGCACUGGAGUACUUCACAUCCAAAGGUUAUGAAUAUGAUUCCCACAACAACCCUGCAGACUUCUUCCUGGACAUCAUUAAUGGAGGUUUCUCUGGUAUAUUAGACACAGAGGAAGAAGGCCAAGAUGCUGACAAGUAUAAAGAGCAUUCUCAGAGAUGGCACCAAAUCCCCCAAAAAUUAGCCAAUAUGUAUGCCCAGUCCUCCUUAUACAGAGAAACAAGAACUGAACUGGAUUCACUCUUGGGGGAACAGAGGGCAGAGAGGAGCUCAGCCUUGGAGGAGAUCACGUGUGUCACCCCUUUCUGGAAUCAGCUUGGGUGGAUUAUCCAUCGUUCAUUCAAAAAUUUAAAGAAUUUUCAACAAGUCACUAUGAUUCAGGCAAUUGUUGCAGUCCUACUAUCUGUGAUUAUCGGCAGUGCUUUACGUUUCCUACAAAAUGAUUGUCAUGCAGUCCAGAUAAGAGCCAUCUUGCUCCUCGUGCUCACAGGCUUUGGAUGUAUGACAGGCUUGUUUUACUCGGAGCAUGUUAUGAUCAAAAGGGAUUGCUUUCUACAUGAGCAUACCAGUGGAUACUACAGAGUGUCACCAUAUUUCCUUGGGAAGUUGGCUGAGCUGGUACCCAGGAGGCUAUUGCCAAGUACUAUAUUUACUAUUAUAGUAUUCAUUAUAGCAGGAGGAAAAACAGAUGUGAAUGGUUUCUUCGCUAUGAUACUUACUGUCAUGAUGUUGGCUUGUUCUGCCAGUUCUCUGUUGCUGUCUUUAGGAGCAGUGAUGAAUGGACCAACUGUACCAAUACAAAUCAUCUACUUUAUGCUCAUGCUGUUUAUCUCAGGUCUAUCACUAUUUUACACGAACUUCUUGCAAGACCUCUCAUGGAUUCAGUACUUCAGCAUUCCUCAUUAUGGAUUUACAGCUUUGCAGCACAGUGAAUUCCUGGAACAAAACUUCUGUCCAGAACAUAACGCAGCAGAAGUCAGUAGAUGUCAGAACUAUGUAAUAUGUACUGGUGAAGAAUUCUUGACGAUCCAGGGCAUCGAUCUCUCAUCAUGGGGCUUCUGGAAGAAUCAUGUGGCCUUAGCUUGUAUAAUGAUUAUCUUCUUAUCAGUUACCUAUGUGCAAUUAUUAGUUAUUAAGAAAAAGACAUUUUUAAAAUCACUCCUCCACUUUCUUUGAAUUCAUCUGACAUUGAAAAGAAAUUAAAACUUUCCCUGUGUGUGGCUGUGUCAGAGGAGCAGCAGGUGGCACUGAAGCUUCAGGAAAGUCACCAGAGUGCAAGGCACUGAUGGGUGAAUCUCUGAUAGGCAAGACCUGGAGGGAUUGAGCUUCUGAAUGUCUCUUGCUACUGCUGUGCCUUCACAUGUUUGCUGCUGCCAUUUUUUUUUUCUGGAAUGAAUUAUGUGAAUGGGGGUUGGGAGAAUACCCACUGCCUUUAAUGUUGUAUGCUUAUCUUGUGGAAAUAUCCCAUUCUACUGGGCAUUUUUCCUGUAGAUUAUUAUGAAGAUGAUUUCUUCUUAAGCUGUACUGUUUAACUGAAGUAAUGGUUUUAUACAGUAAUAGUGGUAGUUUAAAUAGAAUUUUGACGAAGGGUUUUUAACACAUGUAGUAAGGGGUUAUGAUAGAGGUGAGUUUAGUGGGAAAUUUAUUAUAGGUAAAUAUAAGAUAUAGUGUUGUCCCCCCUCUUCCCCCAAUGAAGCAGGGACUGCAUUGAUAGGAAUUUGGACCAAGGAAGUGUCAUGCAGCUAAGACUUAUGAGUUUCUCUUGAGGAGUCCUAUAGACUAUGGUUUAGGUGAAUGAUUAAGAAAAACAAUCAAGACCCAGGAAUUAGCUUAAGUUCUUUUUGAUAUUGGGAAAUGUGUUCAUGGAUUUUGGAGUGCAUCAUAGCUAAAACAAAGCUUUAAAUAAUACUUCAUGUAACUAGAAAAAAAAAGUUGGAUAGUUAGUUAAGAUAAUUGGGAAGAACUCUUAAAAUUUAAACCCAUAUUUCUUGCAAUUAUAAAAACUACUGCCUUUAUAACAGUUAUGGCUGAAAGGCUCCUGAUCUAUGAGAAUUCUAAAAGAUAAAUGGUUAACUGUAUGUGAGUACUUUGGGACUAUUUGUUUUUCACCUGUAAUAUGUAAAAUGUUUACUCAUUUUUUUUUACUGGUAUUCAUUGUAAUCAUUUACUUA